Macrosiphum euphorbiae (potato aphid) is the source of this 5211-nucleotide messenger RNA. The record is from the annotation of a GenBank genome assembly. NCBI's taxonomy places the organism in Eukaryota, Metazoa, Arthropoda, Insecta, Hemiptera, Aphididae.
AUGGAACCAUUGAUGCCAUCCGAAGUCGCUCGUUUAGUGUAUGGUUAUCUAAAGAAAGAAAAAAAUGAGGAUGCUGCAGUGUGCUUUUUAAAAACAUCUCCUCAUUUGACUGAAUGUUAUCAAAUGUUUAAAGCUAAUAGAAAGUUUAAUAUUAAAGUAAAUGGGUUUAAUUUACAUGACAUAUUCGACAAUUUUGGAACCAUGUGUACCAUGAUUGAAAAGCGAAUACCUGAAACAUGUGAAUCUAAAACAUUAAUUGAGAAACUACAGUAUGUGUUGGAUACAAACCAUAUACCAACGAAAAAAGAUAAAUUGGUUGAGAAAAAACUAAAUAUGGUUGACAAAUGUGUUGGUAAUACAGUUAAUACUAAAGAUCAGAGUACACAUACAACAAUAAAUAUAGAAGCAAAUAAAAGUAUAUCAGAAGAAUUAUUAGAAGUCCCAUCUUUCACUGAUAUAAUUUCUAAUAAUAUUUCUAAAACAAAAGAACCUGACACAUUUAAUGAUGAAACCACAAUAACUGACGAGAAAAACUCAUUUACAUUUUCUUCGCCCUGUUUAUCUACAAUGACACAACUAGAAAAUAAUACAGGUACAAUGACAAUUUCCAAAUUUGACGAAAAAGAAUCAAAAAUAUUUCAAGUAAACAAACAAAUUUGCAGUACUCCAGCAAAGAAAAAUGAACAAACUAAAAUAAAUAUUGAGUUAAUACCACAAUUUAGUCCAAAAAAUAGUCAUAAUCAAUAUUCUGGUGAUCAGGCUGAAAACCAGCAAAUACCUGAAGCGACAUCACUUGACUCUAUGCCGGGAUUUUCUAAAGAAGAUAGGAUAAAGGAUGGUUCAAUUGCUAUUGAUACUGGUGAAUUAGUUGAUACAUUUUUGAAUGAUCAAAGUUUAUUGGAAAAAAUUGCUGAUACUAUAAAUAAAUCUUUUGACGCUCAAAACGAAACUAACAAUAUACUAGAAAGUAAAGUCUUGGAUCCUCCUACACUUGAAAAAGCAUUAGACUCUACUCAGUCUGAUCCACAAAUUAAAAACAUACUGGAUGAGUUUUUAGUUUUUAAUGUUGAUAAUGCUGAUAUUGGUAAAGAAACAUGUACUAAUGAUGAAUUAGACAACUCAAUCAAAUCCCGUUUACGUAGUGCCAGAAAAAAAGAUGAUGUGCCAAGCAAAUCAAAAAAGAAUAAUUUGAAUAUCCCUAAACAUAUUGUUUAUGGUAAUGAAGAAUGUUUGAAAGUUGACAAUAAUAUUUUACUGAUACAUGAAGGUAAUAUCAAAACAACAGUUUUUGAGAAUUACGAUUUGCUAUCAAAUCAAUUAGUUUUACAAUCAAUUGACUCAACUAAAAUAGAGCCAGAAGAUUAUUAUGCCAAAUCUGAUUAUGUGAAAAUUGCUCCAAAAAUAACUCCCAUGUUAAAGACUCACCAAGCUUCUGAAAAACUUAUAUUUCCAAAACGAAGAAGACAGUUAUUAGAAGUUCCUGGCAUAAGGAGCAAAUUUAGGAGAACAAAUAUAACUAGACAACCAUUGGGUCAGACUCCUAAAUCAAUUGUUAUUGAAGUUCCUAAUCAAAAUUCAUUUGAAAUUCAAGAAAAAAAUCAUAUUGAGAUUAAUGAUGUUAUCAAAUUACCUGAAGUUUCAUCUAAAGUUAAUAAUGUGAUGGUUCAUGAUACACCUGAUGAUAGACUCAAACCUCCAAAAAGUAAAAGUAUGAGUACACCACGUAGAAGAAGCACUCAUAUAAGAUGUUUAGAUUUUAGUACUCCACAGCCUAAGAAUAUGAAUAGAAAUCAAGCUCGUUCAAAACUUUUCUGUGACUCCCCUAAAAGACUUGAAAAAUGUUUGGAAGAACCUUCAUCUAGUCCUUUACCAAAACUUCAAGCUGAUUGGGGUUCAGUUAAUGGAUUUGAAUCAAUGAUUAAAAAAGAGGUUAUUAAACAUUGGGAUACAGAUAUUAGAGAAAUGGUGGGGGCUGGAAUUUUAACGUCAGAUGCUGAUGGAAGAAAAACGAGAAAAAAGAAAACGCCAAGAAAAAAAAUUAAAUCAGUCAAUGUUCAGAAUGAUUCUGUUUUGCUUAAAGAUCAAAAGAAAUCAAGUAAUAUUUCAAUCGCGACAAAUGAAUUACAAACCGAUGUAUCAAAUAUUUCUGAAAUCACUUAUGACGGUUUAAAUGAGCAAGACUCUACGCCAUUACUGGAUAUCCAAAAGCCACUACUAGAGAAAAAUACAAAAUGUCCUCCUUCAUUGGAAACGUUAAAUAAUGUUACGGAAUUAUAUAAUAAACAACCCCUAAUUAAAUCUAAUUCUUUGAAUACCUUAAACAAUCUAAAAUCAUUGAAAAGAGAGAGUGAAUUUUCUAUAUCAUUAGAAACUCCAGAUAAAAUAACAGAAUUAUAUAAUGAGGAACCGCCAACUAUAUCUGAUUCUUUAAAAAACAUCAAUGAUAAAGAAUCUCUCAUAAAACAAAGUGAAUUUUUGAUUUCCUUAGAAACUCCUGAUAAGACUGCAGAAUUGUAUACUAAACAGCCAUCAGUUAAAUCCGUUUCUUCAAAUGAUAAUAAUGAAAAAUCAUUUGACAAACAAAGUGAAUCUACAAUUCCCUUAGAAACUCCAGAUAAAAUAACAGAGUUAAAUAAUAAACAACUGUCCAUCAAAUCUGAUUCUUCAAAAAGCGAAUGUGCAACUCAAAUUAAGCUUGAACAGUCUCGUGUUAAUGAACUGAAAAAUAAUCAAAAUCAGUUAAUUAACUCUUCUAUUUUAAAUACUAUGCCAGAAAUAACAAAUCAGGAAAAAGAUUCUAAUUUUUUAAAAAAAUUUCAUAAUCAUAACUAUUCAUCAAUAGAAAAUAAGUCAAAUGAACCAACUAAACCUUUAAAAGAUCAAGGUUUUUUUGUUCAAAUUGAUACUAACAGUUCAAGUGAAUUAAAUAGUCCAUUAAAGUGUAUUAGCAUUGAAUCAGUUAAACCCAAUCUAGUUGAAACUCCAUAUAAAUGUGAUGAUGCUGCUGUCGAUGUACCUGAAACUCCUAUUUCAAAAAUAAUACGUGAAUAUGAUCCAAGUAAGAUGGUCACACCGUUACCAUGUACGCCAGAACAUGAUGAAUCAUUGACAGAAACACCUUUGACCAAAGUAUUCAGAGAAACGUCAUAUUUAAAUAGAGCCCCAAUUUCACCAUUUCCUCCUACACCAGGAAAUUCAAUGUCCGUCGAUACUUUGAUUAUACCACCAGAACAGGAUCAUUUUAAAACUUCAAACAAUAUAAAUUGUAAAAUUAACAGUUUGGAAGGAUUUUUAACACAACCUAUUGAGACUACAACUACUAAAAGUGAAUUAUCAACUAAGUCGAAGAAAGUUAAAGUUAAAUGUACACCCUUAAAGCCUAAAUUAAAAAUGUCUACUAAAUCUAAAGUAAAAAACGGAUUAAAAAUAAACAAUAUUGAAGAAAAAAAAAAACAAGUAUAUGAGUCUGUUAAAGUUGAGCUAUUUGGAAGUGAUAUUUCAGUGAGUCCAUAUAAACCUGAAUUAUUAAAGACAAAUGAACAAAAUAAAUCAAUAGUUAUUAAUAAAAAACCAAAAGAAGAAGAAAAAAAAUCUGGUUUUAAACCCAUACCCAAAAGAAAAUCAAUUGAAUCUACAUCUGUUGUAAAUGUUAAUGGUAUUGAAGAUCAUUUUUCAGAUGAAUUAAACAUGCAACCAACUAAUACUCCGUUUAUUAAACCAAUAAUAGUGCAAUGUGAGAAUAAUACUUCAGGAAAAGUAAAGAAAACAAUUUCAAAAAAAAUUAAUAAGUCCAUGGUACAUUUUGAUGACCCAGUUGAAAAAUUCUUUAGAUUGUCUAAAAGUCCAACACUGGAUGAAUCUAACAACAAAAAAAUUGGUAAAAUACAAAACAAUACCACUGUAAAUGAAAAUGACAACUCAGAAAAAUUGAUAGGGUUAAGUAGGUAUUUGAACAAAACUUCGUCGACAGUUUAUGACUGUAGUCCAAAAGAGAAGAAAAUUAAAACAAUAGAACCAACGGUUAACAUUUCUAAACUUAAUAAUAGUGAUUCUAAUAUAAAUUAUUCAGAAAUGUAUAAUGUAGGCAAAUCCAGUAAGAAUAUAUCAAAAAGUGAUAUUAGUAAAGAAACAAAAACUAAUGAAAUGAACAAUAUAAAAAUUGAAUCUGAGAAUUGUGUAAUAGACGUAAAUAAAGUAUGUAAUGAAAAGGAAAAUGUCAAACAAAUUAUGUCUCUAGAUGAUACUCCAAAUUGUACUUCGGAAAAUAAAAUGAAUACCAGUCUUGACAGAUCUGAAUCACCUAUUGUUGUCAAAAGCGUUGUUAAUAAUACCUCCUGUAUUACUAUUACACAUGAUGAUAAUUUAGAUGUUCAGAUAAACAAGGUCUGUGAUUCACUAAGCAAUAUGAAAUAUUUAAAAAAGCAAAAAGUAUAUGAAGUUUUUACUGACGACGGUGAACAUGCGAUGGUGAAAUUAAAUGUAUCAGAAAUAUUCACUUUGCUUGAUAUAGCCUCAGAAUUAGAUUUAAUUGCAUCACCAUCGAUAACAACAAACAAAAUAUUAGACGUUACUCCAAAAAUAGAAAGCGGUGAAUUGGAGAAUGAUAAAAAAAUACUCAUGCCAGUGACCAGCACUCCUAAAGACAAUGUUGACAUAAAAAUUGAAAAAGAUGAUAGAAGCAGAAGAAGUCCCUCUUUUUGGGAUGAUUCUGUUCAUAAUUACCCAAUAAAACACAGAGACGACAGAUAUAGGGAAAAAAACCGUAGGCAAAAUAAAAUCCAUAAUAAAUAUGAUUAUAAACACAGGUCAAGCAAAUUAAGAUGUCAUGAUGAACGAUUUGAUAGUCCGAUACACCAUUCUCAAAGAAGUCAUCAUCAAAAUGUGAAAAGAGAGUUUACGGAAGAUUCAGUAAAGGAUAUACAUAGAUAUAAAUACAAAAAUGAACAUAGACGGUCCUAUCAUGAUUAUUAUAGUAAAGGAAGAAAAUGGCAAGAAGAAAAUGAACGAUUUUCAAUUCCACAAAGAAUGUCACAAAAUGAAUUACCAAAAUCAAAUAGAUCAGAAGAUAUUGUUAAAAAGGCUACUAAAAGACCCGCUGAUCGAACAGUAUAUAAUAAGACUCCCUCUAAGGUGUCCAAAGUUGAACAUCAAAGGUUGCUGAAGAACGUAGACGUUGAUGAUUUUUUGUCUGUUGUACAUGGUCGAAAAUAA